GCUAAAACAGGACUGAUGGACGUGUCCGAACUCUGCAUCCCGGACCCCCUCGGCUACCACAACCAGCUGCUGAAUCGAAUGUCCUCGGAAGAUCGGCACCUGGGCUCCAGUUGCAGCUCCUUCAUCAAGACGGAGCCAUCCAGCCCAUCGUCGGGCAUUGAUGCCCUCAGCCACCACAGUCCCAGCGGCUCCUCAGACGCCAGUGGUGGCUUUGGCAUGGCCCUGGGCACCCACAGCAACGGUCUGGACUCGCCGCCUAUGUUCGCAGGUGCAGGGCUGGGAGGCACCCCGUGCCGCAAGAGCUACGAGGACUGUGCUAGUGGUAUCGUGGACGACAUCAAGUGCGAGUAUGUGAUUAACGCCAUCCCCAAGCGUCUGUGCCUCGUGUGCGGGGACAUUGCUUCUGGCUACCACUAUGGCGUGGCCUCCUGCGAGGCCUGCAAGGCGUUCUUCAAGAGAACCAUCCAAGGAAACAUCGAGUACAGCUGUCCGGCCACCAACGAGUGUGAGAUCACCAAACGGAGGCGCAAGUCCUGCCAGGCCUGCCGCUUCAUGAAAUGCCUCAAAGUGGGGAUGCUGAAGGAAGGUGUGCGCCUUGACCGAGUGCGUGGAGGUCGCCAGAAGUACAAGCGACGGCUGGACUCCGAGAACGGCCCCUACCUGAGCUUACAGAUUUCCCCACCUGCCAAAAAACCAAUGGCUAAAAUCGUCUCCUAUCUACUGGUGGCUGAACCCGACAAGCUGUAUGCUAUGCCUCCCCCUGGUAUGCCUGAGGGAGAUAUCAAGGCCCUGACUACUCUCUGUGACUUGGCAGAUCGGGAGCUGGUGGUCAUCAUCGGCUGGGCCAAACACAUCCCAGGCUUCUCGAAUCUGUCACUUGGAGACCAGAUGAGCCUGCUGCAGAGUGCCUGGAUGGAGAUCCUCAUCCUGGGCAUUGUGUACCGCUCACUGCCCUACGAUGAUAAGCUGGUGUACGCGGAGGACUAUAUCAUGGACGAGGAGCACUCCCGCCUGGCGGGGCUGCAGGAGCUUUACCGCGCCAUCCUGCAGCUGGUGCGCAGGUACAAGAAGCUGAAGGUGGAGAAGGAGGAGUUUGUGACACUCAAGGCCCUGGCUCUGGCCAACUCAGAUUCCAUGUACAUUGAGGACCUGGAGGCUGUGCAGAAGUUGCAGGACCUGCUGCAUGAGGCGCUGCAGGACUACGAGCUGAGCCAACGCCACGAGGAGCCACGGAGGACGGGCAAGCUGCUGCUGACGCUGCCCCUCCUGCGGCAGACAGCAGCCAAAGCCGUGCAGCAUUUCUACAGUGUGAAACUGCAGGGCAAGGUGCCCAUGCACAAACUCUUCCUGGAGAUGCUGGAGGCCAAGGUGUGAUGGCCCAGCACACAGACGGAUGGACACGACCCAUGUGGAGACCUCCACAGCCACCAGCCUCGACUUUCCACACCUGCAUCGGGGCUCUGAGCUGUCCCAGAGGAAGAGGUUUUUCUGCUUCCUGGCCAUGUGCAGACUCCUAGGGGCAGCAGAUGGGGAGACGGGGAUGGGAGGGUGGGGGCGGGGGGCUCAUCUGUCACCCGCAUUUUCUUUGGUAUUUUUUUUCCUUCUCCAUGGGCAGUGCUAAGGCUUGGGCCAGGGCUGACUCCCGUUAGGGCUGGAGACCACCAGAGGAAUCACCCUUCCCCACAACCAAGAAGCAGCGCAUCCAUAUCGGGGCCCCUCCCCAUUCAGGAUCUGGAUGUACCUGGAUGGGCAAUGCUUAGAGUCCAGGACCCAAAAGACAUAGAUUGGGUUCUUCUAGAGAUAUUGGUGUCAGAGAGGGCGGGUCCUUGGGGCUGGAGUGUCUCCAGAGGCCCUGCCUGCAUAGAGAGGUCUGUGGCCAGGGCCUUUGGCCGCUCAGGAGUCUCUGCGCCUCCUCAGUCCAGCUGGCUCCCUCCCCUUCCUUCUUUCCUCUUGUUCUACCACACCCAGGGUCCAGUGGGUGCUCCUGCCAGCCGCGAGUGGCCACAUCCCACCACCCUAAAAGCCCUUCCCUUGUUUCCUGCCCCAUCUCAGCCUGCUGAGGUAACUCCAGGGUAUGUAUCCAGGAACAUACUGGCUCAGAAAAGAGCUGGGUCUUGUACCUAUUGCUCCUGUUGCCUCCUCCUUCUCUUGGGCCUGGCAAGUCUAGAACUUGUUCAGGACCUGGCCCCAUCAGAGGGCACCUGGGAACCCUCACUUAAGGUCAGCAGCCUUGGUUGGGAUGUAGGAUAGGGAGAGGCCCAACAGUAGAGCGGGGAGGCAUAGUGACACCUUGGGAAGGAAGGAACUCUAAAGGUCCCUCUUGGCUCCUCCCUUACCUCAUAAAAGUCUAGGCUUUGUGUCACAGGAGGGUAGCCUCUUGAUGUUUGUUAGUGGAUGUAACCCUUCUGGAUCACCUAGCGAGACCUGACCAUCAGUUGUGUAUAGGGUGAUCCAGCAACCCAUUCCACGCUUCCUAAGAGGCUCUUUCUUAACAAACCCCUUAGCCCUAGGCACGAGGACAAAGUUCCCCUCCUAUUAGUCCCCUCAAGGGGCAGUCCUGAGUUCUCACUGGAUGUCCUGCAGCUGAAGAUGCUCCUUCUGGAAAAUAACAUGCCAGCACACUUUGGCCACUUUCCUGGGCAAUCCCCCAGGCAACACAUAUCCUGACCCCUUCCUGGAAUGUAGGAGUCCCCCUAUUUCAGGCUUUCUGGCACCUGUGACUGCUCCAGGCUCUGCCUCCUUGGUGACAUCUCCAGGAGCUGCAGGGACUCAGAAUUAGAGACUGGCUACUUCCCAUAGUUAACGCUAAACUUAGGGAGGCCUCCCUGUCCCCGUCCCUCUGUCUACAAGGAAUUGUAUCUCGGAGCCACUGGGUAAGUGGAUGUUAAGGCAUCCAUGCCUCUGCCUGAGCUCUCCUUGUCCCUGAACCAAGGUAGAUGUUACAUUCUUACUGAACUGGGUUAAUCCUUAGGGUCUGGGCUUGGUGAUCCUGGCCUCUGAAAGCCACCCCUAGCCACACUGCUGUGUCCCAGAAUUGUGGAAAGGGUGUUACCCAAAAAUAGAUCUGCCAAGUCCUCAGCCCUUCUGCUUGGCCUCCUGCCCACACCAGCAAGGGCGGGACAGAUGCCCACGGCUGGCUGAGUAGACACUGCUUUAGAGCAGUUAAAGUGGUCAGCUUUGUCUCCAUGGUCUACGAAUGCAGCUCCCCACCCCCACCCCAGAUGGAAUCCUUUUCACCCGAGGGAGCUGCUGACCUGGUGUCCCUAGAUAGAAGCUGCUUUUACAAGCUAAGAGAAUGUACUAGUGACAGCGGCAUGCACAAGCUGGAUUGCCUGGGCACCUGGAGUCGGAGGGGUAGCGCAAACUUGCUCAAAGACUAGAUGAGAGAUGUCUGUGAGGCCAGAGCGCUCAGGAAGAGUGAGAGCUGUCCCUCUAUCACCCAGCUCCCCUAAUCAGAGCAAAACCUCAGGCUCCCCGCUAUGUCCAUUUCUGGAAUACUUGGAGAGCAGAGCGCCCUUCGCGGUUGAAUGCUCAGAUACAGCUUAUUUAGGUUAUUUCAACCCGAGAAAUAAACAAUCGGCUUUAGAGGAGGCCCCGGCUGGGGUUUAUUUCACUCCUUUGUCCCCUCCCCUUUCCUGAAGGUUCUGGAUGGUUUUGUCAUGCCUCCUGGUUUUUGUUGCGUACACAAACUGACGACUUUCCAGGGCCUCAGCUUGAGGAGGACUAAGCGGCUCUCAUCUGGGGUCAGCAAGGUCAGAGCCUAUGCCUUCUGCCUGGUCCCUCCCUCCAGACUCCUUCUGUGGGAGACAGGCGACAGGCGAGGAGGAGAGCGGAGUCCAAGCCCAUGGAACAGCACCAAAGAGAAGCACUAUGUGGAGAGAUUGCUUUAUUUUCUGAUAAUGAUAUCGUGGCUGGAAUGGCAUAAGAUGUAUAUAUUUUUUAACCGGCAGUCCUUCGUGCCGCCCACCCUUCCUGUCUGUAAUUCUCGUAUGUGUUCUCCCAUAUAGCCCCCAUGUAAAUCACAUGCCCCGGGGUUCUCCCAUCCGGUCCCAUGUAUCUGGAAUCUAAUAAAUAGGGAAAGGUG
Molecule: messenger RNA, 4084 nt
Organism: Alexandromys fortis (reed vole)
Lineage: Eukaryota; Metazoa; Chordata; Mammalia; Rodentia; Cricetidae
Gene: Esrrb
Product: estrogen related receptor beta
Exons: 7
Coding region: 16-1374 (452 amino acids)
Biological process (GO): nuclear receptor-mediated steroid hormone signaling pathway; regulation of transcription by RNA polymerase II
Cellular component (GO): chromatin; nucleus
Molecular function (GO): nuclear steroid receptor activity; steroid binding; zinc ion binding
Source: RefSeq, a predicted model, not a curated record